AUUCUGACACUCACACAAACUCGGAACUUGAGGUGGAGUGAUUUUAUUGUUGCUGCUCUGGGCGCUUGAUCAAAUUGAGGGAAACGUUCAAAAUGUCUCGUUUGUUGCUUGGCCUCUGCUUGACCGCUGUCCUCUGGAUCAGCGCAGUGCACUCGCAGGCGAACAAUGAGGAUCCGCUGUCGGCACCCAACCUCCAGCCGGAGACCCAGCCGCCUACGGACGGGCCACCUCAGUGCGAUGCAGGCACGCUGGCUGGCGGAAUGGACACGCUGGACUUCAGCGCGCUGGAGUGCGGCGAAGCGGAGUGCACGGAACGGCGGGACUGUAAAUUCCGGAUUGGAAGCAUGGGCGGUGGACCCAGCAGCCGAGGGCUGUGUGAGAACACGAUCACCGGGGCUCGUGAGGCGCUGCAGCAAGGCGCCAACAGUCUCAUAAUGAAGGUCUGCCUGUCACGUGACAACGUGCCGUUCGUGUGGUACGACUGCAACAUGAACAAUGCCGAAGCACUUGCUCGUCGCCUCGGACAGUUCACGUUUGGAAUGUGCACGCCGUACGUUCACCCGUCUGUGGCGGGACUCAGCGCUCACGAGCUCGACUUUGCCGUCAUCCGCGAGAAGUGGGGAUACCGCAAGAUGUUCACCGACUGUGAGAAAGCGGAGGGAAGCGACUACGCCAUCCCGACACUGGAGGAGUACCUCAAGGAGUUUGCAAUGGAGCCCAUCAGCUUCGUGAUCUCCCAUUCACGCGCUGGCCUGACGAGAACCCAGACUUCCAAGAUCUUUUGGAUGGCCGCGAAAACUGUGUUGUGUCUGGGUCUUGGAGACCGGACUAUCCUCUCUGUUUCAGACCUGGCACAUGCAGAGAUGCUGCAAUGCGUCAUUGGAAACGCUGGCCUGGACCCGCGCCAGCUGGCCGUGAACUUCCGCAUCCAGCCGGGCGACAUCGCCGACGAGGUUCUCAUCACACAGUCGCUUGCACAGAUGGAGACGGCAGUGGCAACUGCAUGUUCCAAUCCCGGUGUGAGAAGAGUCCCUGUGCCCAUGCUUCGCUUCAUCCAAGCUGGAUUUCAGCAGCUGUUUGCGAUGGGUAUGGAGAUAACAUCUAACCCAGUGGGAAUGGCAAAACUGAUGAAGAAAUUCCAACCGGUAAAACAGCUGAACGGAACUUGCCUUUACGGCAUUUUCAUCGAACGUCCCGACAUGCCAAAUGGCAAGGAGAUGCAGGAGAUCACCGUCUCGCGAGCACUGCAGCGACGCAACAAGAACCGCCCGCGCCUCCACAUCUACGUGGCCGUCAUCAACGAACACAAGGAGAUGGCCUGGCACAUUCGACAGGGCGUGGACGGAAUCCUCACGGGAGCAGUCGACACUCUUGCUGUCGUGCACGACACUGUGAAGGCAUGUGGUAGUGAGAAUCGCCCAGCACACUGCACUCCCGGUGGUGGAUCAUCCACUGGGGAAGUAGAUCAGCCAGCUGUCCCACAGCAAGUUGCAGAGCUUGGUCCACCACCGUAUAUCACCCAGUGUGUCAAUACUGAUGGGUCGGCAACCGAGCUCAACACGUUCAACAAGGUUCUUCGCUGCUGGGCUACAUUACUCAAGGUCUGGAGCACUGCUUUGGAGGCCGCGCAAAACUCUGUCCCGAUUUUUAUUUCGGCAGAAUAAACCAAGCAGCUGGGAACAUUUCUUGUGUUGUGAUGACACCGGCACAACUCAAUUUUACGGCUGCACCCUACAGUAUUGGCAGGAGUGAUAACGGUGCUGCUUCACACUAGCCUGAGCCUUCCAUGCCAUUCCUAGAGUGAUUUUGAUUCACUGCGUAUCCACCGCAUCUUCUAUUUUAGCCAUGGGGCCGUCUGGUGGAAACAAAUGCAUUGAUAAAAUCAUCAAUAACUGACGGUGUUAUGUUGCUUUACCUAGGUUACCAUGGUAGCAACAUUUAUUUUUAGUACUUUCCUGCUGAAAACUGCAAUGUGUAAUGCCACGCCGCGGUUUCACUUACUGCCAAAGGCAAAUCGAUGUAUGCUGGUUGUUUUUUGGUUCGGUUCGGCUUAACUUUAUUAUCUCUCUUUUAUUCCUUGACUAUCCAACUCAGCCAGAGAGACACUUUCUCACUCUCCCCUCUCUUUUUCCCCCUCCGUGUUAGCGUAUCUGUGUGGGGGACUAGUACUUUUGUCAAUGGCAGCUACCAUUAUGUUUCAUUGCUUUAUUAAAACUACAAAUAAAACAUGUAAUACGAACACAUGCAGCGCAUUGUAGAAUGUCAGAGCGUUCUGAUUUAUUCUUGGCACUAAAUCUGGUAAGAAGUCUCAGUCCUUUUUCCUAUA
Sycon ciliatum is the source of this 2326-nucleotide messenger RNA. RefSeq lists its product as uncharacterized. Gene Ontology annotation, molecular function: phosphoric diester hydrolase activity. Gene Ontology annotation, biological process: lipid metabolic process. NCBI's taxonomy places the organism in Eukaryota, Metazoa, Porifera, Calcarea, Leucosolenida, Sycettidae. Bases 93 to 1664 code for a protein of 523 amino acids. The transcript is spliced from 9 exons. The record is from RefSeq and is a predicted model, not a curated record.